This is a messenger RNA of Phytomonas sp. EM1, 1971 nucleotides long. The record is from the annotation of a GenBank genome assembly. Lineage: Eukaryota; Euglenozoa; Kinetoplastea; Trypanosomatida; Trypanosomatidae.
AUGCUGAACUCGCAACUCGACGCUCCAACGACCCAAGCGGAGCUUCAAGAUGGUGCUAGCCAGGCGGAGGAUCCCAACGGCAGCGUUGGGGAGCAGCAGGUGAUCGGGAUGCUCGCGAUCGGCUCGGUCGAAACGCAGCAAGUGCUCGCGUUAUCGAGCAAUGGGGUGAACAAAACGUGGUAUGCGACUCGAAAUAUUCUCGAGGAAUCCCUUUCGGAAUCGAUUCAGGCGUUGAAUUCGGUGAUCUGCGAGGACGCCCACGACACGGCGGUGUGGCGGGAGCGGAUGAAUCUGUUGAAACAAAAAGAGUUUGAUCGUAAACGGAAGUAUGUCGUGAUCAUGGCGCAGCUGAACGAUCAAAAGAUGCGUCUUCGCUUUUUUGAGUCCUGGCGGCGUCUGGUGCUGAAGCAUUUCUUGCAACGGGAUCGCCAGGUCGCCGCGUCGGAUCUCUGCACGCUCUCGAAAUAUCGUCUGCUCCGCCGCAACUUCUCGAAAUGGGGCAAUUGGCAUGAUCGCCAACUUCGACGCCAGCGGCGAGCGCAUCUUGUGAAUGCGCUCAUGGCGGCGAACGAUCGGACCCAGGUGCUUUGCUUUUUCCAACGCUGGCAAAUCCUCGCGGUUCAGCGGCGACUUCGCCGGUUCUUACUGGAAUGUCUGGAGUUGAUCGCGCAGGCCUCGGCGCAGCGCCUGUUAAGUGUGUACUACUGCAAACUUCGCGCAUUUGGGCAGCUCCGGGGGGCGCGAAAAGGCGCCUCGCCGGGCGCGCUGCCGCCGCCGUUAUCCUCGGCGCAGCUCGAACGCCUCGCGGCGAAGGCGCAGCAGCAAACCCUCCACCGCGCCCUCCACAAAUGGAUUGGCUUCACGCAGCGGCAGCAGGAAAUGGCGACGCGACGCACCGCGUUGGAUCGCUACGCGGAGGUUUUCCUCCGCGCGGGGCGGGCGCGCGUCGGGCGGGUGGUUUUCCACGGCUGGCGGCGGUGGUGCCUUAGGCGGCGUCGCCUGCACCCUCUCCGCGCCCUCGCCGUGCUGCUGGAAUCGCGCCGCGGGCUCCACCUCCGCGAGGUGUUUUACCUCCGCUGGAUGGAGUGGCUCCACAGGAGUCGGCUUCGCCAGGGCGUGGAGGCCACAAAAGAGGUCGAGGCCCGUCUGGUCGAGCUCGAGCGGACGCAUGGCGGGGAUCUGUUCGAAAAACUCCGCCUGCAGGGCCGGAUUAACGAGCUGAUUGAUCGGCAAGCGCAGGUGGAGAUGAACCUCGCGCGGGAUCGCGAGCGGUUGGACGUGUUAAAAGCCACGAGCGAGCGGAUUUGCCGGCGGCUAGGGGAGUCCGAGGGCGAUCCCGCCUCCGUUGGCUCCCCGCCAAGCGAGGACUUCAACCACGGGAACGAAACCGCGCUGAUGCCGUUUUCCGGCGACGGCGGCGGCGGUCCGAUCGCGGCGAACGCGCGAUUUUAUCGCCGUUUGAUCGAUCAGCAACGGCUCUCGCCUGGGGUGCUCGCGCAGAUGCCCGCGGCGGACGCCAUCCACCACGUCUUCGCGCAGCUCAAAGGAGGGGUGUUGAACCUCUACACGGACCUCGCGCUUUUCCGGCAGGUGAAGGAUCGCCGACGAGGGGGGAUCGCCGCGGCCGCGAUUUUUCUCGAGGCCUUCGCGGAAGUCAAACGGGCGGUGUUGGCGGUGUUGAAAACCCCCACCACGGCGUCCGCGGCGUCGUCGGUGGCGUCCUUCGCGAAUGGCGGGCGGUGGGGGCUUCGGCUGGAGGCGUUAGAUCGGCUCCCCGCGCACCAUUGCGCGGGGGUGUUGAGCGCGAUCAAGACGAUGGUCGUCGCGUACGAUCUGCUCUCCCCCAGCGACGCGGAGCGGAUCUCUUCGACCUGCGAGGAGGUCGUCCAGAACGCGGAUUGGAUCUUCCUCUUCGCGCGUGCGUGUUAUCUGCGGCGAAAGCCGGCGUUACCCGUGAAUAACCGCGUGUAA